Molecule: messenger RNA, 2419 nt
Organism: Gossypium arboreum
Lineage: Eukaryota; Viridiplantae; Streptophyta; Magnoliopsida; Malvales; Malvaceae
Exons: 5
Coding region: 948-1994 (348 amino acids)
Source: RefSeq, a predicted model, not a curated record
CUCUGACUCACUGGUGCACAAUCCUACAAAGUUCCAAGCUUGAAACAACAGUCAAAAUGACAGAUUUGGAGACUAGUAGUUUUAGUUUCGUUUUUGUCGGACGCAUGGCACGUUUCUUGCAAUGACAAAUAUCAUUUGGCACUAUCAAAAACAGUAAGGACUUGGGUCCUUUUCAGCAAAUGGGAUUUUGCUUUCUUAUAAUUAUUUGAAGUCCUGACCGGAUUAAGAAAAAGGUCUCAGCUGCAUCUGCCAGAGCUCACACCACAGCUAACAGUGUCAAAUCCAGAUCAUUUCCAGGUCCUGAACCAAUUAGUCAUUAGGUUUUAAUUUGUAGCUAACUUUCCUACUUUGGCUGCUGCUGUUGCUUCCUUCCUGUUCUGCUGUAGUUCUAGUAGUGUUGGCUGAGGGAAGUUUCAUUGAUCCCCAAAAAGUGGAUUGCAAUAGACAGAUAUUUGUCUGCAUUAAGGACAUGGUUGCAUUAUCUAAAUUUCACAUAUACUAUUGGAUAAAGGCUCGCUUGAUUAUGUAGGGUUUAUAAUUUGAAAAUCACCCAUGUUUUAAGCACGUAAGCAAUCAGCUUCCCUUUAGAUCCCCUUAUUCCGUGAAUAGCCAGCUGGCUGUAUUUUUUCCAGAACUUGAAAUCAAUCCGUCUGUUUGGCUCUGUAUGUUGUGGCCUGCUUUCAUUCCAUCUACUUUUUUCUCAAGAAAAAAACAUAGAAACUUAGAAGCACAAAACAAUGGCUGAGGAUUUCCCCAUUAUUAUUCUGUUAAAGUGAUACUGUUACCUACGAAUUUUUGAAGAACCCCAGGAGCCAUAAGCACGUUUUGCUUACCAUUUUCUCUAUUCAUACGCUUUCAACGUUCCCUAUAUUUUCAACUUGCUUUGGAUGAAUAUGAAACCGGGUAAAAAUCUUCCUCUUUCUUGAAUUAUGUGAUAUGAUGGAUUUAUGGUGUUUUCUCCCUUUGCAGCAAUGAUUGCCCCUAUAGCGGUAGCUUUGACAGUGGGCCUCCUGGGAUGGACUUAUCGAGCAUUAAAGCCGCCCCCUCCAAAGAUAUGUGGCUCACCCGAUGGACCUCCUGUCACUUCUCCCAGAAUUAAGCUCAGUGAUGGGAGGCAUUUGGCUUACAGGGAAGCUGGAGUUCCCAGGGAAGAGGCUAAGUACAAAAUAGUUGUCAUUCAUGGCUUUGGCAGCUCCAAAGAUCUGAAUUUACCUGCGUCUGAAGAACUUGUAGAGGAACUCAGGAUCUAUUUCCUUUUCUUCGAUAGAUCAGGUUAUGGAGACAGUGAUCCAAAUCCAUCACGCUCAGUGAAGAGUGAAGCAUAUGAUGUUCAAGAACUAGCUGACAAGUUGCAGAUUGGUUCUAUGUUUUAUGUGAUUGGGAUCUCAAUGGGAGCAUACCCUGUUUACAGUUGCUUAAAAUACAUACCUCAUAGAUUGGCAGGAGCUUCUCUUGUAGUUCCCUUUGUUAACUACUGGUGGCCUUGUCUUCCUGCAAAUUUAUCAAAUGAUGCAUUCAGUAGGUUGCUUGCACAAGACCAAUGGUCAUUCCGAGUUGCGCAUUACACCCCUUUGUUGUUCUACUGGUGGAUGUCCCAGAAAUGGUUCCCUUCACUAAGCAUUCUGGCUGGAAAUAUGGCGAUUUUCAGCCAAAGUGAUUUGGAGAUCUUGAAGAAGUGGUCCGAAGCUCCAAGUGUCGGUCAGGAGAAGAUUCAGCAGCAAGGUGUUUACGAGUCGCUGCAUCGAGAUAUAAUGGUCAGUUAUGGAAAAUGGGAAUUUGAUCCCAUGGAUCUAAUUAAUCCUUUUCCAAAUAAUGAGGGUUCGGUCCAUAUUUGGCAAGGUUAUGAAGACAGAAUCAUUCCAUUUCAAGUAAAUCGUUAUCUCUCCGAAAAGCUUCCAUGGAUUCAUUAUCAUGAAGUUCCUGAUGCUGGGCACCUUCUGAUUUUUGAGAGCAAAAACUGCGAAGCGGUUUUACGGGAACUUGUGCAGAGGUAAGACCCCAGUAUAUGUACAUUAUUCGGUGAAUUGUUCAAUGUUUUGGAUGUGUUUUAUGGGAUACUUCAUUUAUCAUUUGUAAGAUGCUCUGCUAGAAAUUUAAGUGAAACCAGUAAUAUAUAUGCUAAAAUCUGCACCUUUUUGCUUCUUUUAAUCUUAGAAGGAGGAACCUGGUUUUAAACAGAAACCAAAAGUGGUUAUAUAGUCGACCAAGAUGGUUUGAUUGAGUGAUCUUGAUUAACACCCGUUCAUUUGAUAUUCAAGAAUUUGUGCAUCCACAUUAAGCUCCAACAUCGUAGUGUCAAUCAAUGUCUAUUGAUUGUUUUUUAUUUGUAUUAACAGUUUUAUGUAUCAGUUUACAAUUUCAGUGUUUAUUAACAGAUAUUUUAUGAAAACAGUAUCAGGAGUAUAAAGUUUAUUUCAAA